This is a messenger RNA of Ostreococcus tauri, 1089 nucleotides long. Its product is annotated as Methyltransferase FkbM. The transcript has a single exon. The record is from RefSeq and is a predicted model, not a curated record. NCBI's taxonomy places the organism in Eukaryota, Viridiplantae, Chlorophyta, Mamiellophyceae, Mamiellales, Bathycoccaceae. The coding region runs from base 1 to 1089 and encodes 362 amino acids.
AUGGUUACACGCAGAACCUGUCACGGAAUAAAUAAAGCAUGCAAUUGUCGGGUUAUUGCUAUUGCUAUUGCUAUUUUUGCUUCACUCGUCGCGUUAUUAUUAGUACUUCUACUCUCAGUCUCUCGACAUCCGGCGGUCCUAGUGGCGCCGAGCUUCACUCGACCCGGCGCCGAUCAUACGAACCACCGAAGCACCCAAACAACUGACGGUACCGACAUAGCAAAUCGGGGUCAGGUGUCGUGCUUGGACUUGCUCAGCAGUGCUGGCAAGCCGAUCGUGAUAGCACGUUCCAGAGCUCAGUCACCUUUUUCUAUCGCGGUGCAUGAUCAUGUAUCUGAUAUUAUGAUAAGCAAAGCCAUUGUGGAUUCUGGAUUGUGGGAUGUCCAUGUGCUCAAGGCACUGGAACACUUCGCCAGGGAUGCUUGCGUAAAGGGCGGACUAGCACUUGAUGUUGGGACUAAUCUUGGCUUUUUUUCAAUGGCACUGUUGGCCAUGGGUUGCAGUGUUAAGGGUUUUGAAAUGCAACCUCGCAUGGCAGAACUUGCUACAUUAAGUGGUUGCAUAAACGGGUAUUCAGAUCGUUUUCAACUUAAGCUUGGCGCUGUGAGCGAUAGUCACGGCGCACAUUUACAAAGAGUGGACGCAACUAGUGGCAAUCUCGGAGGAAUAGGCAUCGUGAAAGAAGGUGGUAUCUCAGUCCGUGCAUCUCGCUUAGAUAUGAUGCUCGAUCUCAAGACCGAAAUAUCGGUUAUGAAGCUUGAUGUCGAAGGCCAUGAGGACAAAGCCUUGUAUGGGAUGUCAGAGUUGUUGAAAAGGAAACUUGUUAAAUGCAUCAUUAUGGAGUUUUCUCCGAAUGUUAUGGGCGUGGAAGCUGCUGAGAAAAUGUUGCAAUACCUUCACGCUUUCGGCUUUCAAGAGAUACACGAAAUAGACCAUAUGCAACCCGAUGAAUACGACAAACCCAUUCGCAUGUCAAGAGUAGAUGUGAAACAGGACUCCUGGGCAAAAACGUUUGCUAAGAAGGUUUUUGACGGUGGCGACAGUCGCGGAGCUCAUUUCACUGAUCUGGUUCUAAAACUCUCGGCUUAA